CACAUAUGUACGUAAAUGUAUCGGUAAAGUAAUUUUUAAUUUUUCACAAAUUUCGUACAAUUAGUCUGCAAAAUUGUAAUUCAAGCAACUAGAUACACCAGCGAGUGUUUGUGUGUGUGUGCGUGUGUAGCGAGCUGAAGAUGGCAACGGCCGAGCAGCUCGUUGCAGCCGCACUUCAAGGGGCCGCAAAUCCCGAUCACGAAAUUGUGCAAACAGCAGAAGCACAGCUGCGCGAAUGGGAGAGCCAGCCCGGCUUCUUUCCGAUACUGGCCAGGCUAAGCAUGAAAAUGCCAAGCGAAGCUGACAGCGUCAACGCAACGCUUGCCAAUGCGGAUCCUGUGAAAAUACGCUGGAUGGCUGCAGUGUAUUUGAAGAACGGCGUGGAGCGCUACUGGCGUCACAACUCACGCCAAGAGCUGACGCCCGAGCAGAAGCAGCAGAUACGCAAUUUGCUGCUGCAGCACUACGACUCCGAAGAUGUGCCUCAGGUAGCGCUCCAAAUCGCCGUGUUGUUGAGUAAAAUCGCUCGCAUCGAUAGCUGGCCGGAGCUGCUGCCCACGCUAAUGAAGCAGCUGCAAACGUGCGUGGACAACGGCGACAGCGCUGUGUCGCAGCAACAGCGCACGCUAGUCAUGCUGCACUACGUAAUCAAGUCGCUUGCCUCGCGUCGCAUGAUGGCCGAGAAACGCGCCUUUGAGGAGCUGACCUCCCAGAUCUUCAGCUAUCUAGCCUGGGAUAUUUGGGCGCCACUCACUGCGCGCUUCAUCGAGCUACUCAAGACCAAGCCGGAGGCACAGGCGCAGGCCCACAGCUGUCUGCAACGCGCGCACAUUGUCAUGCGAUCGCUACGCAAGCUCGUGGUCUUUGGCUGCGGCGGCAAGCCGUACAAGUCGCACGACUAUAUGAAUUUCAUCGAGCAGCUUUUCGAGCGGCUGCGUCAGUGCCUUGAGCUGCGCUACGACCUGCGUGCGCGUCAGGCGGGCGAGCAGUUGAUACGCGAUGUGGAGAACUUUAUACUGAAGAUGAUAAAGACGCUGAACGAGUUUAUGGAACGGCACGCCUUGUCCUUUGCACGCUUUGUCUCCAUGGCGCUGGAGUUUAGCUUCCACUAUGUGUUCCACGAUGGCACGGCCCUAAUCUACGAUUCCGGCGAAUGCAUCAACUUUAGCAAUUUUGUAAUACAAGCAAUAAAUCUGCUCAAGGGCAUUAUGAUGAGCGGCAACGACAGCAUAGCGCCGGAUGACUCCAACGCUUCGCUGGAGGACGCGCUGCAGGCCGAGUCCAAUAGCGCGCAGAGCAAGUUCUUCAGCGUGGAGCGUGUGGCGUAUCUGUGUGAGAAAAUUGUCACACAUUAUUUUCUGCUAACGCCCGAGGAGCUGGCGGAGUGGCAGAACGAUCCCGAAGGCUAUGGCCAGGAUGGCGGCGGCGAUGCCUGGAAGUAUGAGCUGCGUCCCUGCGUGGAGACGCUCUACUUCACCUGCUUCACCCAGCACUCCAGCACCAUGAUCAACGAGGUGCUCAAGUUUGUGCGUCGCGCCCAGCAGCUGCAGCUCUCGGCGGAGUCUGAACUGAAGGCCAUACUGCUGAAGGAUGCCAUCUACAAUGCCGUUGGCCAGGCUUCCUUUCACUUCUUCAACAAGCUGGACACCAGCAGCUGGCUGACCUCACAGCUGCUCGCAGAGCUGCGCAUUGAGGCGCCCAACUUUCGCAUCUUGCGUCGUCGCAUCAUUUGGCUGGUGGGCAACUGGGUGGGCGUGCAGCUGCCACGCGAACUGCGUCCGCUCUCCUACGAAGCUUGCCUGCAUCUGCUGCGUCCCACGGAGGACAUGCCCAUACGUCUGGCCGCGGCGCGUACGCUGAAUCUGCUGAUUGACGACUUUGAGUUCAUGCCGGAAGCAUUUCAUCCUUACUUUUCACCUCUAUUCGAGGCGCUGUUCUUGCUGCUGCGCGAGUCCAGCGCCUGCGAUACAAAGAUUGUGGUGCUGGGCACCAUGACGCUGCUGGUGGAGAAGAUGAGCGAGUUUAUAGAGCCGCAGGCGCUGCAGUUCAUCGCGUACUUGCCACUGCUCUGGCGUGAGAGCGAGGAGUCGGAGUACAACAUGCUGCGUUGCGCCAUCAUUGGCACGCUGGAGCAGCUGGUGCGCACCAUACGCGAUGUGCCCGAGAGCAUGAAGCCGUUCCUCUACAGCGUCAUUGAGCUUAGCACGGAUUUAAAGCAAGACUCGUACGUUUAUCUCAUAGAGGAUGGCAUCAUGCUCUGGCUGGCGGUCAUUGGCAACUCCACAGCGCUAACACCCGAGCUGCUGACGCUCUGCGAUCAUCUGCUGCCCAUCAUAGAGAUGUCCUCCGAGAAUCUGCGCACAGUGCUGCAGCUGAUACACGCCUACAUCCUGCUGGACGCCAAUGCCUAUCUCAGUCGCUAUGGCGAGGGCUUUGUCUCCUACUGCGUGCGCACGUUCGAGGACAUACGCGUCGAGGGCAUCAUUGCCAUGCUGCGCAUCUUUGAGACUUGCCUCAAAACGGACGCCAACAUGGGCUUGCGCCUGGUGCGUCCUGCGCUGCCGUUUGUCUUCCAGCAGGUCUGUCUCAAGCAGGACUAUCCCAUGACCAUGAGCUGGCACCUCACGCUGCUGGCACGCACGCUGCUCAUUGAUCAGGCGGUGUUCAUGUCCGUGGUGCAGGAGUUGCCGCAAACCGAUGCCCUGGAGCGCAUAUUGGAUGUGUGGAUUGAAAUGUUUCCACUCGUGGCCGAUACGCAUGCGGAGAAGCGCAAGCUCUUCUGCCUGGCGUUCGCCUCCAUAUUCGGUGACAAUGAUUUGCUGCUGGCGCGACUCCCAGUCAUACUGCAGCUGGUUGAAGAGACGCUCGCCGAGGUCAUGGACAAGCAGUACGCGGCCAGCGAGGAGGGCGCUGACAAGGCCACGCCACGCUACUAUGACUCGCUGGUCAUACACGAUGAGCACGAGCUGGAGGACUUUCAGCCGCAGCUGUAUGACGACUUUCACUCGAAGACCUACCACGACGAUCGCCAUCGCCAGCUGGUGCUGAAGGAUCCCGUUUACAAAAUACCGCUCACCGAAUACCUCAAGUGGCAGCUGCAGAGCAUGCAAUCGCAACUGGGCGCCGCGCGCUAUGAGCAGCUGAUGCGCGGCGUGUGCCCCGAGGUGCUGGAGAAGAUCAACAUGUAUAUAGAGCAGACGGUGCCCAAGGCGUGCGUCGUCUGCGCCGGCGGCAGUGGCGAUGACGGCGAGCAGACCGAUUCCAGCAACCAUUUAACGCUCGACUGAUGCCGCCGGCACACAGUGGCGUCCAGCUCCAGUCCUCCCCCCCAGUCACUACAACCAAGCGCUGGAGCCGUUUAUUGCUGUGCUUCAAAAGCUUUCUAUACUCUAAGUUAUUAACGUAUUUUGUA
This is a messenger RNA of Drosophila busckii, 3412 nucleotides long. It is a transcript of the gene Impbeta11, whose product is annotated as importin-11. The record is from RefSeq and is a predicted model, not a curated record. Gene Ontology annotation, cellular component: cytosol; nuclear envelope. The transcript is spliced from 4 exons. Lineage: Eukaryota; Metazoa; Arthropoda; Insecta; Diptera; Drosophilidae. The coding region runs from base 141 to 3287 and encodes 1048 amino acids. Gene Ontology annotation, biological process: protein import into nucleus. Gene Ontology annotation, molecular function: small GTPase binding.